Messenger RNA from Cynara cardunculus var. scolymus (artichoke), 4540 nucleotides. RefSeq lists its product as uncharacterized. Bases 1423 to 4380 code for a protein of 985 amino acids. The record is from RefSeq and is a predicted model, not a curated record. Lineage: Eukaryota; Viridiplantae; Streptophyta; Magnoliopsida; Asterales; Asteraceae. The transcript has 9 exons.
ACACACCCACAUGUGUAUAUAUAUAUGUAUGUAUAUGGAGAGAAAGAUAUAGAGAGAUGGUGUAGUGAGCUGCUCCCUUUUGCAGUAGCAGAAAAAUUGAUAAUCUUGAUCUUCAUCAACAAGAAAGGAGACCUACCUUACCAAAGUAAGAAUUUUUACACUAUUUUCAACAACCCCAAAGAACAAUUUCCAUUUGGAUCACAAUCUUUUAGACCCUUACAAAUUCUUUUCUUAAUUUUAGCUGUUUCCCAACAGAUUAUUAAUGUUGUACACAAGAUACCUUUGUGUUGGUAGCUUCAAUCCAGCUGAAACACAGCAUAUUUUUGGAUAAAUAAUUUGACAUUAUUCAAAUUUCCCUUUUUCAUUUCUGGGAAAAGUUUGAUUUUAAAAGGUUGGUUUCAUGCAGAGGCUUUUCUGGGUUUGAGUUUUCAAUUUGCCCCAAAUGCUGUUCUUCUGUAAUUGUUUCAGUUACAUAGGGUUUUGCUUGAUUCUGGUGUUUAAUUGUUUGUUCCUUAUAAUUUUCUUUUAUCCUUUAGGUUUGAGGUUUCCUUCUUUAAGGUCACACUAAGUCAUUGUAUGGUUUUUGACCUAGCAUGUAGACAUGAACUUAAUUAGAAAUAGAAUAAAAUUGGUAGUAGCAUUGAAAUUUGGCUAAUAUUACCUGAAUUGACCCUUGGGUCUGUAGCUCAUUUGGUAUAGGGGCUGGUUACUUUGCCAAAUACAUGACAGGUUCAGGUUCAAAUCCACCUGGCUUGGCGGCUGAGUCAGCUCACGAAAUGCCUCCUCACAUGUGGUGUGGAGGCGGUUUCUAUGUGGGUCCGGUUGGGGUUGCUGGUAAUUAUCUGAAUUUGGUUGGAUGUUCAGAAGUUUAAAAGUUGGGAAAAAGCAGAAUAUGUGCUUCAAUUCUGUUGCUUUAUUUCAAGGUGGUGUUUGGUUAGAGGUAUUAAGCAGUAAUUAACGGGCAUGGAAAUAAAAGUAACUGUUUGGUUUUAUAUAAUUUAAUAUAUAAUAUAAUGGGUCCAUUCCAUUCUGGUUUAAAUUGAGGGAAUGAGAAUUCAUUCCCAUUUUCAUUUCCUGCUUGAGCCAAACACCCAUUUUUUAUUGUUUCACACUAUUGAUGUUAAGCUAUUGAAAAUCUUUAUCUUUUCAGGGAAAUAUAUAAGACAAUGUAGUUUACAAGAACGAGUGAUUUUGGCCACAAUCAUGGAGAUGUAAAUGCAAAAAGAAUGGUCCAUGUGUGGUAAUUUUCUUGUCCAAAAUUAAUUUGGUCAUUCAUGCAAAGUGUAAUGCUCGUUACUUGGAAACUAAUGGCAUCCAUGAGUGGUUGGUCCUUUCAUAAAACAUUACUCCAUUUUAGACCGUUUCUAGAUGUUAAGGAAGGUAUAAGACUGUACGUAGAAGUUUCAGUUUAAUGAGAUUCAGAUGUUGGAACGGCAAAUCAUGUUCAAGCAGUGGCAAGAACUCCAGAGGCAAAAGAAACUUGUGGAAUUAAAUGAUGGUAGACAACAAAAUGUGAUGGAUCAGCAGCUAUCUUUGAUGCAUUAUAAGCAGUCUUCCGGGACUCAAUAUCCCCUGUUAAAUAAUGGUCUUGCAUCUCAGCAGCUUGAUGGAACUGCUAUGUCUAAUGAAUCUGCCAGUUUGUUGACCAAGCACAACAGUGAAGUGAAUAACCACGACAGAUGUGCAUCAUCACAAGAAUCUGGUUGGCCUGGCCGUUUUUCUGAGAAAAUGGAAAAUGUUGGCAAUAAUCAGGAUUUGGCUAGUUUGGAUCCAUUGGAACAAAAGAUUUUGUUCAAUAUGGAAGAUAAUAUUUGGGGAACUUCGUUUGGCAAGCAUGGUAGCGUGGGUACAGAAAGCUAUGAGAACACCGAUCAUUCGAGUGAUUUUCCUUCUCUUCAAAGUGGGAGUUGGAGCGCUCUUAUGCAGUCGGCCGUCGCAGAAGCCUCUAGCAGCGAUGCUGGGCUACAGAAAGAGUGGAGUGGGUCGAGUUUUAAGAAUGCAGAACUCUCGAAUGAAAACAAGCCUUCUAAUAUUGUGGAAAGUGAGAAGCAUUCAACUCCAUGGCUGUAUAACAAAUUGCCAAAGCCAGAGCUUAUCUCAAGCUUCCCUGGUUUUCAGCAUGUCCCUGCUACCCAUUUUCAGAACCCAAAGAUUAUGCAUUCAGAUGCCAACCACCAGUCCCGUAAGGAAGCUGGUCAGGGUUUCUUGCCAGAUAUUUCGAAGAACUUCAUAGACAGAUCAGCUGGCUUUCCUGCUCCAAAUUCAACUGGUCAGGCAAGCCACAAUAUGCUUGAGCUUCUUCACAAGGUAGACAAAGAAUGUAGUCAUGGAAGACAGUCUGGCUAUACCAAUUCGGCUCCAAUAACUGAGGAGCCUAAAGCUGAACCUGACGAUGCAUUUACUUCAUCACAUGAUAAUUCUUCUCGUUCACAAUGCGUUGGCUUGAAGUUGGCCCCUCCAAGUCAAAGGCAUCUUGUAAAUUAUUUUGACCCAUCUCAGACCACUCUACAAGCGGGUCAUCCCAGUAAACCAUUUCAAGAUCCUCAAUCUAAUAAUAAUCGGCUUCAAAAUCAGAAUUGUAUGACAAACCAAUCUCCGUUAGCAAUACCGUCUUACACAGGAAGUAGACACCUGGAUUUUAGUCGUGAUAUUUCUCAGGAAACAUCCCAUCUAGUUUCAGUGAAGAAUGAAGAUGGUCAACAAUCAACGACUCUCGAGGCCAAGCAGCAUCCUAUGGCGGCAGAAAUGGCUCAACAAACUAUAUGGGUGGAUGUGCCUGUGCAACAAAAUCUUUCUGGCAUGGGACCUUGUGAACCUUCUAGUACCUCAUAUGCAGCAAAUAGCAGGAUGGAAACUGCUUCUGAAGCUUCAAAGGGGUUGGACUACUGGAAGUAUGUCAAAACUGAAAAGAACUACUUAGAAACUGAUGCACAUAUGAACAGUUCACAAGGUCUUGAUGACGGGAGAGGCUUUGCCAGUAAAACCCACAUCGAAAGAGAAACUCUUUCAGGAAACCUAGAAACAAGUGAUGGUUCUAGUUUACUGGUGCAGGGAUCUAAUAGAGAGCAACAAGAUGGCAAUCAUACCCUUCCAAUUUCUCCAGGAAAUCUCGAGGCCUUUGGGCGUUCUUUGAAACAAGCAGAUGCUCCCCCUCAUAAUCAUUCCCUUGUUAACCUCACAAAUUAUGAUCCCAGUAGAAGGGCAGUGAUAAAGAUUGAAAGGGUAACUUGUGACGAUAAAAUUCCUCAAGCUACCUCGCUUGCCCAGCCGAAUUCUUAUGGGAAUUAUAUGAAUCAUCCCGGCUCAUCAGCUGCAACAGGAGAUCAGUUGGCCAAAAGCUCAUCUCAACCUCCUCUUCAAGAUACCUCUCCAAAUAUAGCCACAUACAACAAAGCUCCCUCCUGGUUAAAGACUCACGAGGCUUCAAAUAACGAGCAGAUGUCCAUGAAUGAUGCAAAGAUCAGGAAUAAUGCUUCACAACAUCUCUUGGUUGGAGGGCCUCCUGGAAGUCUGGAAAGAAAUUGUUCUUUGGUGCAAGUAGCUAGCAUUGAUCAAUGUGGGAGUGUGGGGCCAAUUACUGGGACCAAUGAUGCGGCUCUUAGACAUUUGCCUUCCUUCUAUUCGCAACACUUAAAUGUGGCUAACCAAAAUAUGGUUGUUCUAAACUCAAAGAAGAGAAAAUGCUCUACAUCCGAACGUCUAACAUGGCAUGAAGAAGUGACUGAAGGUUGUUUAGGGCUUCAGGAUAUGAGCAUCGCUGAAAUGGAGUGGGCACAAUCUGUGAAUCGGCUGCCUGAAAAGUUGAAAGAAGAGGUCGGAAAAGUAGCACAUUCACUUUCGGUGGUUCACCCAAAGAGAAGACUCAUCUUAACAACGCAGCUUAUGCAACUGUUAUUUCGGCCUGCACCAACCAUGGCUCCCUCAGAAGAUGCUACUGCACAUUCUGAUACUGUGACAUACUAUGCAGCUAGAUUAGCACUGGGUGAUGCAUGUAGCUUGGCUGAUCAUUCUCGCACGCCUCAUUGUAUAUUUGGCUCGUCAUCAAGGACAAGCAUGAUUCCUAAAAGCUUUAAUCACCUGGAUCUUUCAAAAACUGUAGAAGGCUUCAUUGAUAGAUCAAAGAGGCUGGAAGACGAGUUAUUGAGGUUGGAGAAAGGAGAGUCAUCAAUUCUGGAUGUAAGGGUGGAGUUUCAAGACUUGGAUAGGUUUUCAAUCAUCAACCGUUUCGCCAAGUUCCACGGUCGAGGGCCAUUGGUUACAGCUGAUACAGCAUCAUCUGGCAGAGCUUCCACUGUGCCGAAGCGAUAUCCUCAGAGAUAUGUUACAGCUAAUCCAAUGCCCAGGGUGGUACCAGAAGGACUACAUUGUCUUUCACUAUGAUAUUAAGUUCGAUACACUCCCUUCUCUACCAUUAUGUAGUCCUCAUGCUUGUCUAACUACACCUAAGUUUCAUAUUUUUGAACCAAAUCAACUUUGACAAAGUAUAUAACGUUUUUGUACAUGUUAAUGAGAUGCUAGGGAGCUUUUGGGAGUGACCAAA